Molecule: messenger RNA, 1926 nt
Organism: Anopheles cruzii
Lineage: Eukaryota; Metazoa; Arthropoda; Insecta; Diptera; Culicidae
Gene: Vdup1
Product: arrestin domain-containing protein 4
Exons: 5
Coding region: 378-1403 (341 amino acids)
Biological process (GO): protein transport
Cellular component (GO): cytoplasm
Source: RefSeq, a predicted model, not a curated record
UAGGUUUCAGUUGGCACGUAGAGUAUUCGCGUUCGUGUGGACAAGAAGUUGUGACCAAUGUUGUUACACGUAAAAUAGUGACCACCCAUGGGCUGGCCUAGCCUUUAGCGAAAGCGAUCGUCGAUCAAAAGGGCAUUAGCAUCGAAAGUGUGUUGGUAAAAAGGCGUGAAUCGAUCGUGAUCGUGGUGGAAGUGUGAUUAGCUUAACCGUUAGCCAGAGGAAAUUAAGAAUAAAACGAAGAACGAAGCAUACCGCUGUGAAUCUGCGUACACGGUAGCUGAGCAUAGCAUUGCGCACGAUCGUUCGCUCAAUGACACCACGGUUGGGCUGCGUCGAAAGUAUAAAUCACGCCCAGGUCAGCCGCCGCCAGCCGCGUCAUGCCACGGAAGUUGCUCAAAUUUCUCAUCCUCUUCGACAACACGUCGCUGCUGUACUUCCCGGGCCAGUUCCUGUCUGGGCGGGUCUUGCUUGAGCUGCAAGACGACACACCGGUAUUGGGACUUCAUUUUCAUGUCGUCGGUGAAUGCGUCGUUCGGGUCCGAUCGACGCGCCACGAGCGAUCGUACGACAAGGAGAACUAUAUCGACUUUCGCAUGCGCCUGCUGGGCGAUUCGGACAACCAGGGACCAACGGUGCUGUCGCCCGGCAUACACAGCUUCCCUUUCAAGCUGGGCCUACCGGUGGACCUCCCAUCGACCUUCCUGGGCCGGUACGGAUGGGUUCAGUACUACUGCAAGGCCGGUCUGCGCGAACCGUCCGGCUUGAUACACAAGAAUCACCAAGUUUUCAUUGUGAUGAAUCCGAUCGACCUUAACCUCGAGCAACCAUAUCUGGCGGAUCCUUUUAAAUGUAAUAUUGAACACAAUCUCGGCAUGGCUUGCGUUGGAGGAGGAAUCGUAAAGUGCAAGAUCUUUCUCGAUCGCGGAGGGUACGUGCCCGGUGAGUCGAUUAUUAUUACAGCAACCGUUACGAACGCCAGCAGUGUUACGAUCAAAUCCACUAAAGCCGCUCUCACAGAGACGAUACAAUACUUUGCCCGCGAUAAGAUCAUGCAUACGGAAAAGCGGGAAUUGGCGGUGAUAGCACGGGGCAAGAUCAGAGCCGGCCACAGAGACGAGUGGCAGAAUGAGCCCCUCUAUGUUCCGCCGCUACCGCCGACAAAUCUGCGCGGAUGCCAUUUGAUACGGAUUCAGUACGACGUUUGUUUCCUAAUCGAACCUAAAUCGUUGGAAAAGCAGAUCAAACUGCAGCUACCCAUCACGCUCGGUACGUACCCGUUUAAAACGGCCGACGGAGACGAUACGAACGAGUGGGCCGAAACCAUCUAUAAACCGGAAACGCACUAUCCAUCGACUUUGCCCAUAUUCCGGCCAUGGUUGCACGAGAAGAAUGAUCAAAAGUAGUGUUCAAUGUCGCACUCGCAGGGGAUCAGGAGCACGAGUAAUGGCCGAUUGACGGUGCCAUAAAUGAAAUGCUUAGCAAAUAACUUAGACGAAAGUGAAAAGAAUGCAUUAGACAAUUUCGGGCAACUUCCGUAUACUCUAUCCCGACGAACAAUCUAGCAAAACACCACCAUCAAACGCUACUGUGGAGAGAUAAUGCUAAGAAAAGAGUACAUAGAGUAUAGCGAUAGUAUUUAAAUAGUUUUCGUUUUUCAUUUCAAAACAUAUAGUUAUUGUUAACAAAGAAAAACUCGGAGCGUCAACAGGGCAAACCGGUAGCAUUCUUUUAUCGUGUGAUAACUCGUAUGCCAGAGCUAGGAAAACAUAGUUACGAGGCUUGCAACUCGGUUAUCUUUGCAAUCAACAUUGCCUUCGUUCUCAGUUUUGAAACUUCACCGACACCUUGUUUCUGAAGGAAUUCUUUCAAUGUCGCCACCGUCAAGCUGGAUGCCUGCGAAUUAGAGGAUGGAAAAGUGAAAUAAAG